GCAGUGUCCACUGCUGAUAAGCUAUUCAAGCUGUCACAGGUUUCCUCUGUCCCCAAUUGUGCUUUGUGAAAUGCACUGCAGUUUGGGUACCCGUCCUACAAAUUUGUGGUAGGGGCCUCAGAAAUGGUGAAGUUGGGCAGAUUUCAAGGAGUCCUAAGUAUAUUGUGGGGAAAGUGAUGGGUAGGUUCUUUGAUCAGCAUUAACUACAAUGCCAGUAAACCUUUAACUUAGCUGCCAUUAAUUCAGCCUGACUGAAAUAGCAUUUAGAGUUAAUGAAACUAGUUUUAACAGGAUCUGCAAUGCUUUCUGUGUGUGAACGUGUGACAUUUUACAAGUGCAUUGCAAAGACUAAAUUGAUUCUUAGAAGAAUACAUUUCUCUAGUCCAGACAGGACCUAAUAGAUCUUUUUCCUAGAUAGCAGACUUAACUUUUUCCUAAUUUUCUCUCUUGAUUAAAAUCCUGAAUGGGGGGAGGUUUCUACUAAAUGUCUGCUCAAAACAAGCUUAGAGAAAAUGGAAUGUCAGCCUUAAAAAUGUCACUUUAAUAAGGUUUGACAGGAUAAGGUCCUAGAAGUCUCCUAAUGAUAUAUAUGCAAGUAUGGAGUAUGUAUGCUUGCUGUAUUUGGAAUCAGUGUGUGCAGGAAUGUGUUUUCCAAAAAUAUUGAUGACACUGUGCUAGGGAGACUGCUAGGAAUAAAGAGCACUGGCAAAGAAAAAGGACUGGCAAACCUAAGAUACAGAGGUAGAUGAAAGGGAACUGAAUAUUCCAUACAGACAGUAAAAAUGAGGUAUCAGGCUGUUGGGGCAAAGAGGUAGAUCCCCUAUAGUUCUCAUUAAAAAACUGCCUAUUAAUACUCAGAUUUCAUAAGGGAAAUGGUACAAUUCUAAGGGAUAUUAUAUGCUUUUAGGUGUGAAAAUGGAAACAAUUUCCUUUGUGUCUCUGUGUAUGUGCACAAGCACUUGUAUUAUUCUAACAUUUUUUUCAUAGUGCUGACUCUGUUUUUAGCACAGAACAUACUCUAGUUUUGGUAAGUUAAUUUUUGUCUAUCCAUAAAAUUCUGCUGACUUCUCUUUUGUGUCUAAAUACUUGACUGAUUAUUGAAUCCCAUGCAUUUAUGUGUACUUUGGAAGUCUUAUUUAACAAUUAGUGUCUGAAAAAUUAAGGAAAGGCACAUGUCAUGCAUGUGCCACAUAUUUAAAUCACACUUUGAAAAAGCCAUCUGUUCAGCACUUCAUUUUUAGGGAGUUCUCUGCUCUGCAGGGAAAUGUAUCAUUAAUAAGAGUUCAAAACUAACUUAGUUACCUAUUAGGCGUAGUUUAAUUUUAUUUAUGUAUGUGUGUUUGUGUGUCUGUAUUACCACAUGUCUACAUUUCCAAACCAGUGACAAUUUAACCUAAACUUCUGAGGGUGACAGUUUGCAGCUAGUAAGCAAGUUAUAGAGUCUGGACAAAGACAAUAGAGCUUCACAUUGAACUGUGGGCAGUACCCACUCGUAAAACUCAAAAUUUUUAUUUGUGAUUGUUUUUCUGCUCUUAUAUAAUGGGGUAAAAAUUUUUUGGAAUAAGUUAUAACCACUUAUGUGUUUUAAUAAUACAAGGUUUUGCAAUAUUGUCCAACUCUUGUUGAAUUUAUUUUUUAUUUUCUUGGUUCAGAGCAGGGACAUUACAGUUAUACUUUGUUUAUCUGAAACUGUUAUCUAAAACAAUAUUAUGGCAACCAAUUAUUCUGUGUUUAAUGUUGGUGGGCAAAUUCCCUAGACCAUCUAAGCUUGUUUAAUAUCCCCUUGCAGUGUUUGGACAAUGGACCGAUGUUAUUAGAAACUAUGAAUCAAAGUUAAAUUGAGGGUAUGAAUCAUGUUUAAACUGUGGAACAAAAUCAUGACAAUGUGAAAGUGCAAGUAAGUAAAAGAAACCAUAGGAUAAAAUAAUUGCAGCUUCUUGCUUGGAGUAGGUACGGAGUUGUUAAAUCCUUCCUGAUGGAUUUGCAGCUUGCACAGAUGAUGCUUGCCCUGCACUGCAAUUGCACUGUGUUAAUGUGACUCUGUUCUGAAAGCACCUGUUCUGCAGCCUGGCCAUUGGCUGAACCAGUGUGGGGGUCCUCUGCUUCUCCCUCACAUCUGAAGGAGGGGUGGAGAAUACUGCAAAUGGUCAAGGUGUUCCUACCUGCAGCUGGCCUGCCUGAGCGGUCUGUGCUGUGGUCCCUUCUGCUAGCUUAUGGUGCUGCCAUUCCUACCAGGACACACUUGAGGAUGAGGGGUUUGCAGGAGAAGCAGUCACUUCUGUUUUUUAGAUCAAGAGGCAAAAAGGAUUGAAUAAAAUUAAAUUACUUUUAUGCUACUAAGACUUCUGUGAAUUUGAUCAGUGAAGCUUGGGUUAGAAGAACAGAAAUAAUUAUUCCUUGCUCUUAGAAAUUUCUGUGUUUGCUUUUUUUCCAAGUUGGGGUAGGUGAUGUGGAAGCAUUUCUGUAUGAGCCCAAAUUUUGCUUUUCCUGAUACGCGCUUUCUUUGUUUUCUACAACUGUGGAAUAUUUUUGUUUUCUGUUGGCUACUAGUAAGUUGUGUCUUUGUUCCUGCUCCUACUAGAGUAUUUUUAGUGUCCCACUGUCAUCUUUGAGGAGGUGUUUUGGUAAGAGUUGGUUUGAGGUUAUUUAAUGUGAAAACAUGUGCAUCUUUGAAUAGCAUGGGUAUGUGUUCAAAUACUUAGUUAGCAGUCCCAGAGCAGCAGGAUAUAUGAAAUUCUAGUAUCCUCUUGGAUGUAUCUAUCUCUGCAUCUUUGCAUCUUUGGGCAGUUAUGGAUGCCCAAAGUAGAUGCUUAUCGGUGUAAUGAGUUCUUUUCUGAACAGCACAGGCCAGGUCCAAAGAACUUAACAAUUCGUUGUAUCUGACUGCCACUGAACAGUGUGGGAAGUGUUUAAUGCAAAGCAUGGGAGUCUCUCUUGUGAAGUAUUAAAUCCAAGAAGUGCAAGGAAGAGCAAUGAGAAAUUUCAAAUAAGGAUGUUAAGUGUAACUCAAAGGCACACAUCUCUUAAAACAGUAAAACUUCUUUCCCACAGUCUGUGUGUUAAUGGAUUUUGUGAUUUUCAGUUGAGCUCUUGAUUCAUGUGUGCAGAACUCUAUGCAGAAUCCUUCCAGUAAUCCAUGCUGUUAUCACUGCAUUGGUUUUAAAAACAUUAGCUCUCUACAGCACUGAGCAACUGCAUGGUAAACAAGCCUUUUUACUUAUCCUUACCUUAGUCUUUAUGUGCAAACCUUAAUACCUUAUUCAUAUAAGGUCUGACCUUUCCUACAGUUGCAAACAAACCUCCAAAUAAACCUUGAAUUAUUAAACUACCCUUUAUGUAAAUGUAAUGCAGUUCUCAUAUUAUUUUAUAUUUCUCUAGUUUCCAUGUUUGUAUUACAGAAAUGCAUUCAAAUGUCAGGUCUGUCCUUCAUAAGGAAAAUAGGUUUAUCUUUUUCUAAUUAGGCAAAAAAUUCAGUCUAAGGUUUUUCUUCAACCAGAACUGAGAUCCUAUAAUAAACAUUAUAGGCAUAGAAGAGACUUCUAUUCACUUGUUAAUAGAUGUGUAGGGAUGUGUUUCAAGUCAUAUUACAGGACUACCAUAAUAAACAUUGGAGAUUAAUAUUAAUAAUUUAGAAGACGAACUAUGACAGAAAUUCAUAUUCUCGUAACUAUGUUGUUUAAUUGUGUGCAUGUGUGAACAAAAUAUUGUUGGGUUGCAGUGGUGUGUGUAUUUUUGUUUGAAUUCAGCAAUGAAUUGAAGCAAUUCAUGAUGGGAAGGUGAAACCAGCAGUCAUGGGCUGAGGAGCUGUUAUGCCAAACAUUACUUUGUCUUCCUUUAAAGGUGCCUUUUCUCUGGUAGUCAGCCUCAUGAAUUCCCAGUCUUGAAUUUCUGUGGAUCACAAAUGGAAUUUUGGGUUUUGUGAAAUGAAGGGUAGAAAUUGGUAAGUGGGAGUCAAUGUAUGAGGACAGACAGAUGUUCUGUCUUAAAAAGUAAACUUGCUGGAGUUUGUGGUUGGGGAAGAAGAGGAGCCACAUUUCAAGUUAGCAUUUUAGAUGUCCUUUAAAUGACAGUCUGUCAUUGCCAUUGCCAUGUCAUUGCCACUGUUUCUGUUAAAAAGUGCAAAAGUUUGGCUUGUAUGGUUUUUGGUGGUAUUUGAAAGAUUUCUAUGCCCUCUGGAAGAGUACUGCAUUUAGUUAUGGCUAUGGCACAUGCACAGAAAUAGAGAUGGCUUUGAUUUAUACUGCUUCAUUGCAUGCAUCUCCUUGUUUAAGUCAAGGUCCCCAAUUUAAGGAGCCAGCCAGUCUUCUAAACAUAAAGAAAAAAAGGGCAGGAGAAGAACUAUGGCUUAUAUUUCCCAGAUUGUCAUGACUUCUAUUAGAGGCUCUAGGAGUUAAAAUUUAUUUUAAAAGAACAUAUGACAGUUUGAGACAGGAUAUGUGAAGUACAGAUAUGUUAAUUACAGCUAAUGAGAAAUGUGAGAAGGAGCACGGGUAGUUGCUUGUUCACCUUAAUAUGCAGUAACAUGAGCCAAAAUACCCCAAGUGUGUGGGGGUUGUUAGUGAAACCAGCCUAGGAAUUUUACAGUAGGUUCUAGUGAGCUUUUUGCAUAUGUGGUGUUAAUAAGUUCAUUGUAGAUUUUUGAAGUGUUUGCUUUUUCAGUUAUACAUGGUUUUAGUAAAUUGUGUUGUAAGUCAUACAGAAUAUGUGGUAUUUCUGGAGUAAUGUUUGUAUUGAACUCUGUAUUUUUGCAUGCCGUGCUGCUUGUUUCUUUCUUCUUGUGAACCGUAAUGGUGGAUUAAAAUAUUUGCAUUUGUUUUGCCUUAGAUUUUGAUAUAUUUCAGUGAAUUUGACAACCUUUAUAUUAUUGUUAUAGGAGUCACCGAGAAGAUAUUCAGUGAUCCUGAAAGAGACCACUUUAGUGUAUCUCUCAGAAAUGCUUGAGAAUAUAGAAGAAUUUCUGCUCUAAAACUAUAAUUCUAGCCUUGUCAUUAUUGCUUGUCUAGGCAAUAAUUCUAGGCUUGUCAUCCUAGAAAGGCACCUUCACACAUCUUUAAUUUCUGUAACUAGUUUUAAUAAUUUCCAUGGGACCAUCGUGAAAAUAGACCUUUUCUCAGCUAUGCCCUGGUUAUGCAGGUCAAACUGAUUUAUUUUUUGCUAUCACUUUAUUUUUGUGAUCUGGAUAAGCAUGCAUAAACAUGAAAUUAUGGAUAUUAAGCUGUACCUAGCAUUUUAUAUUCUUUCCCAUGAAACUUUCCUUUUUCAGAGGGCAAACCAUAAAAGCAACCUGAUGAAUACUAUACUUUCUGGGCAUGGCACUAUGCAGUCUACCUUGAGAGUGCACAAACUUUGGCAAUGCUAAGAACUGUUCAGCUUGUAACAGCACUGAGUAGAACGCUGCAUGAACUGGUAAACUAUGGUAUGUCUUAUGAAUUGCAAAAUUUUUGAGGAAGAAGGAUAGUAUUGUUGAGGACAUGGGAAAUUUCAGGUCAUUUUAGUACUUAGCAGUCAAAUCUAAAAAUAGCCUGAAGCUUGGAUUUGUAUGCAUCAUGGCUUUUUUCUUUCAGUGCUUAGAAAAUUAGGUUGUGUGUAUAUAUGUCUCUGUAUAAAUGUUUUAGGCUUCAUGAGAACAUACAGGGUUACUGAAAUGAAAUAAUGUAGUUGGAACUUUGUGGAAUGGUCAUCUUCUUUUGCAAUAUAAUUAGGAAAUGCAGUAGCUUCCAUUUUGUGUAUGCAAACAGGAAAUAUGUAUGUGGAGCCAAUGGGUAUAUAACUGUACUAAACUUUAUAUUUACUCAAACCUUUUGAUUGUAUUUGAAUCUUCUUCUAAUUUCUUUCUUGUAACUGAUUUACAUAAUGCUGCUGCUCACUUAAAAUCAGCUCAUUCUAAGGACUGAUAUAAUGUGUUGUGCUAAUCUAGGUCCUUUCGUUCUGGGAGAUCAGUGGCUUGCAAAUGCUCAUAAUUCUGUCCUCAUUCUGUGAGUUAAAAUGUAUUGCUGCCAUCUCAUCUUCAUAAAAAUGAAGAAAAUGAAGUAGAAAUUUGAGAAUUUGUUCAACAUAUUAAAGGAAGGAAGGUUGUAGUAGGACAAGGUUUAAAAUUUAGAUAUCUUUAUUCUGCCACUUGUGUUUUCCUUUGAUUUUUUUUUUUUUUUGGUCCUAAUUUCUGAGCAUGCACAGUAAAACUCUGGGAGAAAACUUUUGCUUCACUGAAGGCAGAAGGACUAAGACAUCACUCAAAGACACGUGAAGAUGAGUUCUACUGCCAAUUAGGACAGCCUGCAGUAGUCUGUAAAAACACCCUUUUGCUCACUAAAAAGGGGAACUUCAGAUUCCCCAUUAAAUACUGUUUUUGAAGUCCCUUUCCUAAAGAUGUGGUAUUAAACCUACUUAUGUCAAACUGUGUCAUUUUGCUGCUUGCAAGAACCUAUCUGACAAUGGUUCUUGCAAGUUACUGCUGCUUUUGUCUUCCUAUAUUUUCAUUUCAGAUUCAGCCUUAAUCUUCUCCUGGAACAUUUAGGCAUUUUCCAUUUGUCUGCACAUGGACAUUAAUUCCUUAGACAGCUUUAGGGUUUCUACAAAAUCAAGUGGUGUAAAUUGAAACAGUGCCUUUUGCCAUUUCCAUGUUAAGUAUCUGUUUGGAUGUGUGGCUGCUGAUAUUUUAUCUUGUUCUUGAACAAUUUUAUAUUGCAAACUUAAUUUAUUGUCUAGUGGAGAUACACUGAGUGCAAUAUGGUAUGUCACCUUUGGCAACAUGGUCCUUGAGUAGGUGGAGGGAUUUAUCUUAAUACUUGUAUGUUGAAGCUUUCCUUUUCCAGGAGGAGUCAUUUUAAAACACAAAGGAACUCGACUGACAGCUUUUCUGGUUCUGUCUAAAGAUCCUUGAUAACUUAAAUUAAGUUACUGCAGAGUGUCCAUGAGCAACCCUUCCUUUAGUUUUAAUCAUUGCAUUUUUGUUCCCUUUGUUAAGAGGGUUUUUUUGUUGAUUGGUGGUAAUCUGUAUAAGGAAACUUCUCUGGAACAAUACACCCAUCUUCAAAAUAUUUGGAGUAUGCUUUUGUAACUUUUCUUUGUAUGUACAAUUUUUGUAUCCUUGCAAUGAUGAGGAAAUAUUGCUUCCUUCCCUCCUGCACAGGGAAGAAAAGAAAAGGCUUGCAUACCUGUGGAGAGGUUUGUGUAUGUACCAAACUGUGCCAGCCUGCAUGGUUGGUGGGAGGUGCAGAGAUUUCUGUUCUAGCUGGAAUUAUGUAGUGGGAGAAUUGGUCAAGUGAAUAAUGGUAGAGUGUUUUUCCUUACUUACCUCUCAGAGGGGAACUGCCACUGGCAGACAGACAUGCAGCCUGGUGAGAUCCACACCUAACAGAAGAACCUAACCUUUGGGAAUCUAAUGGAACACUUUUAAAAUGCAGAAUCUUCAGUUUGGCAGAUGGAGAGAUGUAGUGGUUUUGAGUACACUGAAAGUGGUAGCAGUUGAUUUAAAACAUUCUGGUGCAUCUGUUUGGAAGGAUUGCAGAAAGGCACAAAGACAAAGGGAACAGGAAGCGGAGCGGGGUUUUCUGUUUCCAGAGUGAUGGUCCAGGAGUUGGUGUCUGUGGAAGGGUCAGUGCUGGGGACGCGCUCGCCUCGUUUUUCGGAGCCGAGCUGUGUCGCCGCUCCCUGUGGCCACCAGGUGGCAGCGUUGGACAGCGAGUGCCGUGUCCAGCAGCAGUACAGAGAAUGCCAAGAACUUUUGAGCCUCUAUCAGAAGUACCUGGCUGAGCAGCAAGAAAAACUAUCACACUCCCUUUCUGAACUCAGUUCUGCCAAGGAAAAGGAGCAGCAGAAGGUAUCCAGUAAGAAGAGCUUAUGCCAACAACCCUCUUUGGGGCUGGACAGUUCGUAUUUGGGUAUUGAGGGUCCUUGGACACUUCAUAAGAACAGUAGAGCACUGAAGGCUGGAAGUCCAGCCCAUGUUGUGUUGUCUCAGCCUUGCAGGAACAACCAUGAUUACAGGACUGAAAUACAUGACAACCAUCAGGACUGUCUGAAGGAGUGUCCAAUGGAAAAUGACUUGCACAGAAAGUGCAACAACAUGAUUUCCCCAGCCAAGCAGAGGAGCCCUCACCGUGUAAAGCAAGCUCAGGAGAUGGACCAGCGAUCAAGGGAAUUUCAGAGCACGUGCCCUCAGCGAGUGAGUCAUGGCUGUGCCUGGAGGCAUGUGGGGAUCUCAGGGAGCAUGGAAGAGAGCUGCUAUAUCAGCCAGGUACUUGGAAAACACUCUGGGACAGUUCACAAAACCUGUGAUCAUUCCAGGCCCUGUCGAGGUUCUGGGCUGAAUCACAGCACAGACCCAGGGCCUAAGGAAACAGAGCUGGCUAAAAGAUUAUACGAAGAAAGAAGGCAGAAGCUGCUUCUGCAAAAAAUGGAGCUGGAAAUUGAAAAGGAACGACUCCAACAUUUAUUGACUAAGCAAGAAGCAAAACUGCUCCUAAAACAGCAGCAACUACACCAAUCCCGGAUAAAUUAUAACAGGAUUAGAGGCCAUGUACCUGGCUCAGAAGAUGUGCCCAUUGCUGGAGCACCCAGAGAACUUGCUCUGAUGAUGAACGGCAGCAGCAUGGGGCUAAGUGUCCCAGAGUUGAAACAUGAAGAUUAUUUAUUGAGAACACCUCCAGUGAGCAAAAACUCCAGAGAACCUGGAAGCAGUCGUGGGAGCAGUUCAGGGAAGAAAAUGGUUGGCUUUGGUGCAAAUGUGGAUGAUGGGAAAAGCCCUCUAAUGCAGACCAAGAGGGAAGGCACCAAGUCCAGGAAAGGGACAACUUCAGGACCUAGGAAGGAUGCAGCCGUAUCUCCUGGGUUGAUGGGCGGCAGCAAAAUGCUUGCAACCACAGCCAUAUCACCGAUUCAGCUUGACCCUUCACGGUACGAAGCCUCUCUUCUUGACCUGGUAGAAGCUAUGAACCCAGUAUCAGCUCCGGGACACCUCUGCCAAGAACCCUGUGACAGGAACAGAAAGCAGACGCCCUGCUGUGCGAGCCACAGGCUGUCCUCUUGGUGCCAGACCCCCUGCAGCCCCAGGAGCAGAGCGGAUGAGCUGGAGGAGAGUCGCCUCCUCGAGGAGAUCUUCUUCAUUUGACAGAACUCCUUGGUCCACAGCUACUCUUAAAUUAUUUUAGUGAUCAUGGCUUGUUUUCCCUCUUCUAAAACAUAGUUAAUUAGCAUCCAGGUUCAUUUUGGGUUUAGUAAUCAUGAUGCAAGUAUAUUGUUGGGGUACACCAAUCAGAAAGUGUUAAUUUUUUUCCUAGACUUUUCAUGUGCCAAGUAAUCAAUUUAAAAUAACAUAUUUUUUUUAAUCUACAACAUUUUCUAAUAGAUUGAAGUCACACUUUUGCCAGCCUUAUAUCGGAAGUGUAUUUCAUUAUCGAUUUUUUGGGCUCUAAAGCAGUUUGCAAGAACUGCCUAACAUUCAAGAACCAGCAUGUUCAAAGUAGAUUAUUUUCUAAUUAAACAAGUCUAUUUAAAACCUGGCAUAUUAUAAAGGUACAAGCACUUUAGUACUUCUUCACUGAUUUUAUGAUCUCCUUUUUCCUUCAACAUUCUGAUAUUUAACACGCUGAGUUUUUAGGGGAUAUAUCGUAAGCUCAACUCUACAAUGUCUGAUAAUGUUAAUAGAUGAUGUUGCAGGUUGAUGUACUAGGCAAAGGUUUGAAUUAUAUUCCUCUUUAAAUCAGUGCUAUUUGACAGAGUUUAUGUGCUGGGUAACGUAACCCUGAAAUAGCAGAAUAGAGUCAGACAUUGUAGAGAUCCAAAACCUAUUUGAUCUACUUUUCAAGAUUAAAUGCUUAGUAGUGCUAGUAUAAGAGCAGUCUUAAGACAUUUUCACUAACUUGCACUAUUUUGGUCUUGCAUCCAGGCUUCACUGUAAAUAAGACAAAUCAGUAAUUAUUUCCACUAGCAGCUCACAAUGCACACUUUCCUGCCAGCUUUAAUUAUUCAUGCUGUAUCUAUUUCAGUUUAUUUAAAUGCAUUUCCAUCUACUGCAUGUACUUGGUUAUUUAAAGAAAUGUGCCGAAUUGGUAAAAAUGACUGCACAUUACAGGAUUAAUGGUCAUUUUCUCCACAAUGCAGUGUUCAUAUUUUAUUGUAACAGUAGCCACCGGCAUGUGUUCCUAGAAAUAUGAGACUAAAAUACUCAUUUUGCACAGUAAAAUUGCAGUGAGGGAAAGGUAGAAUCGAUCCAGUAAGGGCAAGUUCUAGGCCAUUUGCUCCUAAACAUGACUUCAUGGGCCAGUAGUGCUUUUCAGACAGUCUCUUUAGGCAACCCUGCUUAUCUUAAUGGCUGGGUUGAGUUCCUGUACCCAUGCUUGGGGUAUGACUGCUGCCUGUCUCCUCAUGCUGGUCCUGUGCAAUGUGUGAUGCUCUGCAAAGUGGAUCUCAGAUGAGAGCCCUGCAGCCCCUGGCAGCACCAUGCUCCAUCAGUGAAACAAAAGGAGAAUGAAGGGGAAGAAGAACCUCAGGUUACUCUGGGCUGCUUCAAUCAGGCCCAGUCUUAAUCAUAAAUUAGGUGAUAUCCCUUCUGUGCAUCCCAGCUGAAUUUUAAAAGCUGCUUGGAGGAGUUUAAAGGAGGAAAGCAACAUUGCUGGACCAGAAAAUUACUGCUGUGGAAAGUCCCUGCCUGGUCUGUCCUGCUUUUAGUGAAGUAUUACAGUUUUCUGGAAUAUGUCCAUCUGCUGUUUAAUGUCCCCCUUGUUCUACUCUCUGAGCCUGUGCAGGCCCAGUUUCCUGCUAAGAGCCCCAAAGAUGUAUUCCGUGCCCUAGCCCAGGUAGAGCAGGUGGGGACAUAAGUUUUCUUAUUCUCUUGGCUGAGUAGUCUGCUGCUUAAAGAGGGCAGGAAAAAGGAGGAAAAAGAAGAGAAAAAUGUACAGGGACCAGCAGGAAAUUUGGGGAUAACUGUCACAUAGAUCUUGGAGUUUGGGGUUGUUUCAUGGUGUUUUUUUAGCUUUGUUGGUGGUUUUUUUUUUUAAGUGUUGGCAUUUAUAGAGAAACAGUUCUCUGAUUUCAGUCCAAUUGCUUCUUGUCUCUUUUCCAGUUUGACUGAAACUUUAAUUGCUUUUUCUGAUAAAUGCUAACUGACCUUUCAAAACAGCAAAAAAUACAUGUCUAUUUCUUGAAAGGUGCCUUUGUGUUGAGAACACUUCGUGGGAGCAUUCUGUUCUUUGAUUCUUUUGUGGGUGCCAAUAUUUAACUGCUUUGGGAUUCCUUAUGAUGACUUAGUCCAUAAAAAAUUCUACUUCUGAAGGUGACUUUUGGCUUGAAUCUGUAUUUUUUGGUUGUAGCUCUUUUUAAAAGGACAUUGUCAGGGUUGUGGGCUCUAUGCUCAAGGUGCUGUCCAUCAGUCAGAUCUACUCAGGGGGCACACCUUUGUGAAGCAAAGUUUUCCAGUAAGAGAUGGUUGAAAUGGCUGAUGGGUGAAGAGCUGUAUGCUUUAACUCUCUAUGAGAUGUGGACAAAAGAAACAAAAGCUAUUAAUUUUGUAGACCUUGUGGAAAAUAAUUUUUUAUAAAGCUGGCUCGUGCUCUAGUUAUCAGCUGUAUAUUAGGAAUAGUGUUUAGCAGUCAGUGCAAGCAAAGAUAUUUUGCCAUGAGGCACUACAAAGUUGAAGUUAUUAAAACAUUUAUAGCCUUAGAAAAAAAAAAUCAAUGAUUGUCAAAUAGGAAAGGACAAAAUCAGUAGUUGGUACUGGGAGGGGAAUUGUUUUCCAUCUGCUAAAACAGUAGAGGAAAUGCAAAAAUUAAACUAGCAAAAGCAAUGAUGUGACAAUGUCCUUUUAAGUUUGAGCUUCAGGGAGCUGCUGCUGGGGAGUUGGUCCAGCAUAGACUUUGUUCAGAGCGUUCCCAGUGAAUAUCCUUCAGCUAUACAUCAGGCUGUGUCUUCCAUGAGGCUUUGUAAGUAACAUGAGUGCUGCUGAGGCUCCUACCCACACCUUCAGUUUGUGUCCUUCCCACAUGGUUCGUGCACACACAUUUGCUGGCUGUUUGUGUAGUUACUGCUUUUGUGCACCUUGCACAUCACAGAUGUAAUAAUCGCAUCCUUUUCAUUUCUAGCCUUUCCAGUCUUGCUGCUGAAUCCCAUCUUGAGCAUGUAUUUAUAUGUGUAUGUGAGGUCUUCAUCUAAUAAAUUAUAUGGGGUUUUAAUUUA
Messenger RNA from Parus major (Great Tit), 12171 nucleotides. RefSeq names its product KIAA1328 ortholog. Lineage: Eukaryota; Metazoa; Chordata; Aves; Passeriformes; Paridae. The transcript has 8 exons. Bases 7565 to 9109 code for a protein of 514 amino acids. The record is from RefSeq and is a predicted model, not a curated record.